This is a messenger RNA of Cavenderia fasciculata, 2016 nucleotides long. RefSeq lists its product as uncharacterized. The coding region runs from base 1 to 2016 and encodes 671 amino acids. The record is from RefSeq and is a predicted model, not a curated record. Lineage: Eukaryota; Evosea; Eumycetozoa; Acytosteliales; Cavenderiaceae. The transcript has a single exon.
AUGAAUAAUAAACAAAUAGAUAAUAAUCAAGUUGGAUUACCUGAUAGAUUAGUGAUUGAUAUAUUAAGAUUAGUGCAACAAGGCUAUUCAUGUCACUUGGGCAAUGGAGUAGAAAGAAACUACAAUCAAGAUAAAUCAAUCGACGGUGAUAUCGAUGCACCUCUUGUUAAUUACCAAUCAAAUAUUGUCGGUUUGUUCCUCGUUUGCACGUAUUGGGCUAGACGUAUCGUCCCUCAUGCAAUGUUGGAGUAUCAGUUUAUGGUGCCUUAUCAAGUUGGCAAACCACAAAAGGAGGCGGCACCAGUCAUCCAAGGAAUCAAAUCGUUCUUGAAGAAUGUCUUACCCUCUUCGAUUGUCGAUCGAUCAAGUGCCAAACAAACGACGAUGCCUUUGAAUAGACUAUACCAAUCACUUGCUAUAUUGGGUAGUGGAAAGAAUGACGACGAUCAACCGAUCAAACCCAACAAAGUUCGAACACUCAAAGUAUUCAUAGAACAAUUUGGUCGAGAACUACCUCCAGGUCUCAACGCAUCAGUGUUUGCAUCGAUUACCUUGGUAUCUGCAACACUACGUCGUCUGACAUUAUAUAGUGUAGAGGUCAACGAUACACUUUUGGGUGUAUCCGAGUGCAAGCAAUUGGAGCGACUUUACAUCUACCCGAUUAAUCGAGGAGGUGCUUGGCAACAACACCAUAACGGUGUCUUGCUCAGAAUACUGGAUGCAACUCCUUCUAUUAGGGAGUUGGCCGUCAAGAGCAACGGUUCUGACAUGUCGGCAGCCAUCCCCUACCAAAUGAGCCCUGCACCGCUAGCCAACCUCGAAAAGUAUGUUUGGAUUGGCAGUAUCCGUUCGUACAAUGGAUUCAUGACGUCUCAAGUGUGCUACGAGUCAAUGACCAACCUACGUGACCUCAAAGUCCACCUGAACGGUUCGAAUGAGAACAUGACACGUGAACCUAACACUUGGGCACGGUCACUUCAAAACAAGGACAAGUUGACACGUUUGCGUCUCAUCAACUGCUACGCGCCCUACAUGAACGAGAGUUGCGAUGCUCUAGCAAUCAGUGUCGAGGAAGCUACACCUGGAAUCACACUCUUUACCAACUUGACAUCGCUCACUAUCGACAGACUCAAUGAACAGGUGGACAAGUUCAAACCAGACAUUCAAGUACACCGACUACUUGAACAAAUCUCGACCCUCAAAUCACUCCAUACUCUCACACUCAAGGAAAUCAAGAAUAUUGAACCAUUGGAUCUCACAUCUUGUCUCGACUCUCUACCACUCUUGACUAGAUUCAAAUUCUCAAUCUCACCAAAGUUUGAUAGUAGUGGAACGGUUGGCGGCAAGAUCUCAUCAGUUACACCAUCCAUUUCAAUUUCACUUUUGAAAUACCUUGAAACCAAUCAAACAAUCAAACACUUUUCAUAUACACUUCAACAUGAAUUAAAUGCAUGGGAACCAUCCGAAACUGUAUAUAAUUCAGCUGGACACAAUAAUCAAUCUACAUCUGUCAAGUUUUAUAAUGCUACCUAUGCAUUGGAGGAACUUGCUCAUCUCUCAACAAAGAUUGGUCAAAUUAAACAGGCACUUGAAUCAUUGGUUAGAAACUCUGAAACCAUUCAACAACUGUCUAUUGGCUCUACACUUGAACCAUACCAUUGUUGCACUCAAAAGCAAGAUAUUGCCGACCCAAGUAGUAUCAUCGACGGCGGUGAUCUAGUGUCUCUAGCAUUACUCACCUCUCUUCAAUCAAGUGUUGGACCAAAAUCAAAACUAUCUGUCAUUAAAAUAGACAAAUGUCUAUCUCUUUGGGACAAGACUACAGUCUCACAAUUGACAACAUCAUCAGGAAUAAUAAUCAUUCCAAAAAAAAGUGUACACAAAUUAAAUAAUCAUUUCAAAUGGGAUAUACAAAAAACACUUAAAGAUGAAGUAUACCAAUUCAAAAAGAGAAUUAAUUUUGUUGCAACUUUACAUGCUGAUGAUAAUUAUUUUAAUGCUCAAAUUGUAAAUUAA